This is a messenger RNA of Mercenaria mercenaria, 2707 nucleotides long. RefSeq names its product protein Red-like. Gene Ontology annotation, biological process: mRNA splicing, via spliceosome. NCBI's taxonomy places the organism in Eukaryota, Metazoa, Mollusca, Bivalvia, Venerida, Veneridae. Gene Ontology annotation, cellular component: nucleus. The record is from RefSeq and is a predicted model, not a curated record. The coding region runs from base 91 to 1851 and encodes 586 amino acids. The transcript is spliced from 15 exons.
GGUUUCUUAAUAAGCGAUGUGAAUUCACGCGAGAUUGUGUGAGAAGUCAACAUCGAAGUGCACUGAAAACAGCCUAAUAUUUUUAUCAAGAUGCCAGAAAGGCCAGAGUUUGAGAGAAUGGAGAGCUUCUCCAACCCGAUUGCACCUCCGGAGAUGAUGGAGGAUGAACUGGAAGGGGAAGAUCAUCAACCACUAAGUAAUGCAGACUUCCGGAAGAUGCUGAUGACCCCUCGGGCACCAAAACCUGGUGAAUCACAUGUCAAGACUCUACCCAGUGUAAGAAAGAACAGUGAUGCUAAUAUUGAGGAAGGUGAUGAUCCUGCAGAAAGAAGAAGAAAAAAGAAAAUUUACUAUGCAAAGCUUAAAAGACUUGAAGAAGAACGACAGAAAGAAUUGGCAGAGAAGUAUCGUGACAGGGCACGUGAGAGACGUGAUGGUCAUAAUGAUGACCAAGCUGACACGAUUAGCACAACAGCUGAUUACAGAGCUGUGGCUCCAGAUGCAAAAUCUGUUGAGAAUUUAGCGGAGCGUAGAAAACAGGUGAUCCAGGAGUCCAAAUACCUUGGUGGUGACAUGGAACAUACUCACUUGGUGAAAGGUCUUGACUAUGCGCUGUUGGAGAAGGUACGGGCAGAAAUUUCUAGUAAAGAACUUCAGGAAGAACAGGAGAUGGAGAAAGCGGUCAGUCAGGAUGCAAAGGAGAAGAAAGAGGAGGAGCCUGAAGAACAUAUUCAGUUUAAAACAAAGAUGGGGCGUAACAUCUACAGAACAUUAUUCAAAUCCAAGGACACGGGUCGUAAUGAACUAUUUAUUCAAGGCAGAAUGGCGUAUGUUGUAGAUCUAGAGGAUGAGUUUGCUGACUCAGAUGUCCCCACAACUACCAUCAGGAGUAAAGCAGACUGUCCUAGUCUUGAGGUAUCAACAACUUUGACAACAAAUGACAUUGUCAUCAACAAACUGACACAGAUUCUGUCCUACCUGAGACAGGGACGUAGAGAAAGCAAGAAAUUAAAGAAACUCAAAGGUAAACUGAGGGAAGCAGAAAAGUUGCAGGGGAAGGUGCCAGGAGCAGAUGACAACAUAUAUUCAGAUCUGACAGACUAUGUACCAUCAGUUGGUAAAUCGAAGGAUAAGAAAGACCGAGGUAAAGACCGAGAUCGAGAUGAUAGAGAUCGCAGGGACAGAGACAGGGACAGGGAUCGCAGAGAUAAGGAUCGUGACAGGGACCGUGACCGUCGUGAUCGGGACAGGGACAGAGAUCGUGGUAGAUCAGAUAGAGGAAGAGAUGACAAAGGUGAACGUAAAAGAAAAUCAUACUUUGAAAAACCGACAGAGGAGGAUGAAGACAGAAACAGACCUAAUGCUAAUGUUAAGGAACUGGUGAAGACCGUAACAGACAGGUAUAGGGGCUUUGCUGAGAUGGAAGAGGAAAAAGAAAGGAAAGCUGCCAAAAAGGAAGAAGAAAGAAUUCAGAAGUUAAAACAGAAAACAGAAAUAGACAGUUAUGCUGAAUGUUACCCUGGUAUGGAAGAGGCAGCUGAUGCUGUAGAUGACUCGGAUGAUGAAGUAGAUUACACAAAAAUGGACCAGGGCAACAAGAAAGGUCCUGUCGGGCGCUGGGACUUUGAUACCCAAGAGGAAUACAGUGAUUAUAUGGCUAACAAGGAAGCUUUGCCAAAGGCAGCUUUCCAGUAUGGAGUGAAGAUGUCAGAUGGGCGUAAAACUCGGAGGGCAGGACCCAAAGACGAGAAGGCAGAGUUGGAUAGACAGUGGCAACAAAUUCAAAACAUUAUGAAUAAAAGAAAAGGUGAUGAUUACCGAGGUGAUGACAGGAAGAAAUCCAAAUACUGAAAAAAUUUAACAGUGUCGUUUUUGUGAAAUGUGUAUAAGCGGACAGAAUUACAUGUAAAACCUUAAAAGUUUGCUGCAAGAAUUUCACACAUAGCAUUAUAUUGUUGUAAUGCUUUUGACUAAAGAUCUUGUGCGAUAAGAAAAUUAUUCUGCCAAUUGUGGAUGUGGAAAAGAAAAGGGAAAAGAACGUUUUUUUUUUAAUUUUUUUUUUUUUUUUAAUUAUUUGAAAGAUGUUAACUUAUAUAAUAAAGGUAUUGUCACCUCAGCACAAGACUGGCUAAUAAUAAAUUGCAAUGGUGUUAUUUCACCUCGAUGCAAAAACAGGUUAACUGCAAUAAUGUAUCUUUACCUCAGUUCAAAAACUGGUGAUCUUUAAUGAAGAAAUGUCACCUCGGUGCAAAAACUGGCUAACUUUAAAGAAGAAAUGUCCUCUCAGUGCAAAAACUGGUUAACUUGAAUGCAGAAAUGUCACCUCAGUGAAAAAACUGGUUAACUUUAAUGAAGGAAUGUCACUUCAGUGCAAAAACUGGAUAACUUCUAUGUGAUUGUUACUUCAGUCCAGAAACUGUUUAAUUGCAAUGACUUGUCGAAACCUUAGCACAAAAUGGUUAAAUACAAUGACAUUGUCGCCCGAGCAUAAAAACUUGUUAACUGCAAUGACAUUUAAUCUCCUCAGCACAAGAAUCUAUUAAGUGUGUUGACAAAAAGAAACAGUUAACCCUUAUUCGGACUGAGGUGACAGUAUGUUUUGUUUAGUUCUCAACAUGCUGUUGAGAGUAGGGGUUGACAGCAGUGUGUUUAAACUAUGAUUAUUUUCUUUUGAAUCUGUGAAAUGUAAAUAAAGUGUAUUAUUUGA